Molecule: messenger RNA, 1029 nt
Organism: Saccharomyces mikatae IFO 1815
Lineage: Eukaryota; Fungi; Ascomycota; Saccharomycetes; Saccharomycetales; Saccharomycetaceae
Product: aldo-keto reductase superfamily protein
Exons: 1
Coding region: 1-1029 (342 amino acids)
Source: RefSeq, a predicted model, not a curated record
AUGGUUUUAGCCAAGCAGGUAAGACUGGGCAAUUCGGGCCUCAAAAUAUCACCAAUAGUGAUAGGAUGUAUGUCAUACGGUUCCAAGAAAUGGGCGGACUGGGUCAUUGAAGACAAGGCUCGGAUUUUUAAGAUCUUGAAACACUGUUACGAUAACGGUCUGCGUACUUUUGAUACGGCGGAUUUCUAUUCUAAUGGGUUGAGUGAGAGAAUAAUUAAGGAAUUCCUGGAGCUUUACAACAUCAAGAGGGAAACAGUAGUCAUUAUGACCAAAAUAUUCUUGCCUGUCGAUGAAACGCUUGAAUUGCAUCACAAUUUCACCAUGAAUGAAGUCCAAGAAUUGGAUCUAACCAACCAAAGAGGAUUAUCCAGAAAGCAUAUAAUUGCUGGUGUGAAGAACUCUGUGGAAAGAUUGGGCACUUACAUAGAUCUUUUGCAAAUCCAUAGAUUAGAUCAGGAUACGCCAAUGAAAGAGAUUAUGAAAGCGUUGAAUGACGUUGUAGAGGCUGGCCAUGUCAGAUACAUUGGGGCCUCGAGCAUGCUGGCAACUGAAUUCGCAGAAUUGCAGUUCAUAGCAGACAAGUACGGCUGGUUUCAGUUCAUUUCUUCGCAGUCUUACUACAACUUACUUAAUCGUGAGGAUGAACGCGAAUUAAUUCCUUUUGCCAAAAGACACAAUAUUGGUCUACUUCCAUGGUCUCCUAAUGCAAGAGGUAUCUUAACACGUCCUCUAGGCCAGAACACAGACAGGAUUAAGAGUGAUCCAACUUUUAAAUCAUUACAAUUGGAUUCUCUUGAAGAAGACCAAAUGGAAAUUAUCAACCGUGUAGAAAAAUUGUCAAAGGACAAAAAUGUGUCGAUGGCCAUGAUCUCCGUUGCUUGGGUUCUACACAAGGGUUGUCACCCCAUCGUGGGCCUGAACUCUACAUCAAGAGUGGACGAAGUAAUUGCUGCACUACAAAUUACUCUAACAGAGAAGGAAAUCGAGUACCUUGAAGAGCCCUAUAGACCCAAGAGUCAAAGACGUUAA